Molecule: messenger RNA, 1520 nt
Organism: Homalodisca vitripennis (glassy-winged sharpshooter)
Lineage: Eukaryota; Metazoa; Arthropoda; Insecta; Hemiptera; Cicadellidae
Exons: 6
Coding region: 196-1203 (335 amino acids)
Source: RefSeq, a predicted model, not a curated record
UAUUGUUAUACAUGAAUAAGUUAAAGAUUUCUCUCUGCCUUCAAGUGUGUAAAUUGACUAUCUUUGGCGAAAUUUAUCGGAGACAACGGAAACGGAACUACAAACUCUACAGUAAGUUUGAAUUGAUUCUGUUAUGUUUUGAAUUUAUCAGUUCGUAAAUAACAUUAUCUUUCACAAUUUUGACAUUCGCACAAUAUGUCAUACUCAAGCAAUUUCAGAAAUGUUUUGGGAAGAAAUGUAUCAUCUUCAACAGGAGGCAAUCAGAGGUUCCAGUCUAACUUUGUUGGAAAUCCACACUUUCAAUCAAAUUCCUCAACAAUGGGCUCCUCUGCACAGUCAAGAACUCCAAUGAUCUACCCCCAACAAUUCAUGACAAGGAACCAGCUUCCUGAAUCUGAACCCAUGUCAGAAUGUUCUGAGUUGGCCAUGGCGGGAAUGACAAGAUUCCCAUCAACUCCACUCCACCGAACGAUGCCUCAAGCAGGACUUCCUCCCCCUCAGCAGCAAAGAGCCAAUCAGAUGAGGGAGCGGGAUGCCCCGUACAAACGACCAGUCUCCGCAUAUUCACUGCCACCUCUAUCCCCCCGCUCUCUGCCACCACCAUCCCCCCGCUCUCUGCCACCUUUCACCCCCCAUUAUCUGUACCCCCCACCCCCACAUAAGUUCCUCCCCAACUACAAUCCUGACCAGUCCUUCGCAAUGCAGACUGUGGCUUCUACCUCGACAUGUGUGGUACCAGUGCAAAAUUCCACGGCCGGGAAAUCCAGCAGCGGUUCCAAGAAAACCCCUUCUAAACCUAAAAUAAGUUCAGUGAGCCGCAAGAGAUUCUUCAUCGGCUCCAUCGAUCAGGUGGUUCGCUGGCACAAGAUGGCCAAGGAGGCACAAUUGUAUACCAUUUAUGAAAUAACAGCUGUGUUGGACAGUGUAUCUCUCAGUCCCACUGGGCUAUACAGGAUGAUUCUGCGCAGUGAACAAAGAAACGGGACGUUGCCUUUACAAGCUAUAUUCUACCCGAUUGACCGAGAACUUCCCAAAAUAAAUGUUGGAGAAUUGAUCACCUGCGUAGGUCAGAUGGUGGGCUCCAACAAACUGCAGGUGUACAACAUGUGGCAGGUCACCGAGAGUCUGGCAGGGAUCAAGAGAAUCUCCUUCAUCUGCCAGCGGACACUACACGAGACUCACGACACAGUCACAAAGUCUUAGAUACUAGUCAACACGAGUAGUAGUAGGUUUACACAGGUAGUUCUAUAGCAGUAAGUCAUACUCGUUCUGAUGGAACCACGUGAAGAGGGGCACCGUGAACUUUGUUCUUUACUCUUCGCUUUAGUGUAAAUGUACUGGGAUUUUUAAUUUUCCUCUCCCCACAAAAUUGUUUGUAGGAAAGAUUAAGUUUAUAGUAAGUCUUAAGUUUGCUUUCAUUAGCUGGUACUAUUUUUAUUACUUGGACUCUCUUUUGAAUUUUCAAUAAUACACAGUAAUUUGUAUAUAAAAUACAGUAUUUAGCUGCAUCAUUACCGAUU